Pectinophora gossypiella (pink bollworm) is the source of this 3551-nucleotide messenger RNA. It is a transcript of the gene Ythdf, whose product is annotated as YTH domain-containing family protein 3. Gene Ontology annotation, molecular function: N6-methyladenosine-containing RNA reader activity; mRNA binding. NCBI's taxonomy places the organism in Eukaryota, Metazoa, Arthropoda, Insecta, Lepidoptera, Gelechiidae. Gene Ontology annotation, cellular component: cytoplasm. The record is from RefSeq and is a predicted model, not a curated record. Gene Ontology annotation, biological process: mRNA destabilization. Bases 193 to 2175 code for a protein of 660 amino acids. The transcript is spliced from 6 exons.
CCUACAUCAGCCGCCAUUGCUAGACGUCCAUCCGUUCUGGACUUUCAGCGGAAUUUUAUAUUGCGGACAUUUUAAUAAUUUUAGUGAAUUUCGGACAUUCUGGACUCUGUGUGGUGAACUAAUGUGAUUAAUUUUGAUAUUGUCGUACAUAAGGACUUGUACAAGUGCUCAAUCUUUACGAAAUCGCGGCCAAUGUCAGCAGGCGUGUCAGAUCAGCGGAUGAAAGGGCAAGGGAAUCAAGUAACAAAUGCACCGAAAGAGCACCAGUUAGAGAGUGGAGGCGACGAGUUGGCGGAGGUGUCAUGGCGUCAUCAGCAACAACCAUCAUAUGCACCACCCAUCUCGUCCGCGGCCGACCCCUACAGCGCGGCAGGUUAUUACGGUACAACAGCACUUCCUUAUCAAGCUUUUGGAGUCGGGGAUGGGACAUGGUCCACCAAUGGAACAGACCCGAUGACUUUCCUCGGAGGAUACAAUCCUCACGAUUCGUAUGGAAUGGAUGGUAGUGUAUUCGGACCAUCAACGACACCAUUCUCGACUGCCGCGUUCGGGCAACCGGCGUCGACCUUUAAUUAUUUCCACGGUAACGGCGAUUACUCUACUUGGGGUCAAUUAGGUCGUGCGAAGCAGUAUGACGACUACUACAGAGCCGAGGGGCUGUACGUGCCCGACGGCAUCAAGGCGGUGGAGGCUGGGGUGCAGGCGCUCGCGCUCGAUCACGGCAAGGACAAGGAGCGCGCGCCCGAGCUCAAGGACGUGUCGGGCGGCGGCAUGCAGCCCAAAAAGAUGACGUGGGCCUCCAUCGCGAGCCAGCCGGCCAAGCCGGCGCCCUCCUCGCAGAGCGGCGGGCUGAAGAAGAAGGGCCCCGGCAUGCCCCCGCCGCCGAUCGUGCCCGGCAAGCACAACAUGGACAUCAACGCGUGGGACGCCGGCAAGAGCACGCCGGUGGUGACGGCGCCGCCGCCGCCGCCGCUGCAGCCGCCGCCCGCGCCCGCGCCGCUGCCGCUGGCGCCGCCCGCCGGCCCCGCGCCGCCGCCGCGUGGCCCGCCGCCGCAGCACGGCCCGCCGCCACCGCCGGGGGGCUGGGCGCCGCCGCACACGCCCCGCGCGCCGCCGCCGCCGCUGGCUCGCCCGCCGCUGCCUGCGCCGCCCGCCGCCAUGCCGCCGCCCGCGCCCUCGCAGCCGCCCGCCCAACAUCCCGUUCUCGAUGAGCUGCGCGUUAAAAACGACUACAAUCCGAAGGAGUUCGAUCUGAGCGCGCCACUGGCGCGAUUCUUUGUGAUCAAGUCGUACUCUGAGGACGACAUCCACCGCAGCAUCAAGUAUGAGAUCUGGUGCAGUACGGAGCACGGCAACAAGCGGCUGGACGCGGCGUUCCGGGAGCGCGAGCGGGAGGGGGGUAUGGUGUACCUGUUUUUCUCGGUGAACGGUAGCGGCCAUUUCUGCGGCAUGGCGCGUAUGACGAGCGCCGUCGAUUAUAAUUCUAACUCUAGCGUGUGGUCGCAGGAUAAGUGGAAAGGACAAUUCCGCGUGAGGUGGAUUUAUGUUAAGGACGUUCCGAACGUGCAACUGCGUCAUAUCAAAUUAGAAAAUAAUGAGAACAAGCCGGUGACGAACUCUCGCGACACUCAGGAGGUGCCGCACGCGAAGGGUCUGCAAGUGUUACGUAUCAUGCACAGUUAUUGUCACUCUACGUCGAUUUUCGACGACUUUGUGCAUUAUGAGAGGCGCCAGGAAGAAGAGGACUCUCGCAAGGUACCUCACCACAACAACCAGGACAAUAAUCGUGAGGAGCACGAGGGAGGCCGCGGGUACCGCCCGUACCGCGACUAUCGCGACCACCGCGACGGACGGGACGGUCGCGAUGGACGUGACCCCCGUGACGGUCGCGACGGCCGAGACGGGCGCGACGGUCGUGAUGGACGCGACCAUCGCGACAACCGCGAGCCGAGGGAGCACCGCGACCCGCGGGACUCCCGCGAUCACCGCGGUGACCCCCGCGGCGACCCCCGCGGUGACCACCGCGGUGAACCCCGCGACCCCCGUGACCACCGUGACGACCGCGACGGCAGAGACAAUCGCGACCACGGUUACCGUGAUCGUGAUUCCAAUUAUAGGUCCCAUCAUAAUAAGGAUCGCGAUGGUUCCCGUGGCCGCGGUCGCCCUCGCAACUGAUGUUUCAGACGUGUGAGGACGAUUUGAGGACUGGCUUCUCCCCAUAGACUUCUAGUACUCGAGAUAAAAAUUGGUACAGGAUUGCACGCCGGAUGUAUGUGUAGAGACAAAAACUAAGAAGUCCUUCAAUGACGUGACUGAUGAACGUUGCGUUUCUCCCUGAACAAUUAUAAUGUAACAUAGAGUAUUAAUUGUUUUAAACAGUGCUUCACUAAGGAAAAACUUUCAACAAAUUAAAACGUGCUAAAUAAUAUUUUAUACUGGAUGAACGUUUAAUUAAACAAACGCAUAGUGAACAGAACAUUAACAAAUGCUAACACUCGCCAUGUGUCGGCCGCGUCUGAUGUCGAGUGAAAUUGUGGACUUUAUUUCAAAUUUGUGGACUGAAUCAAUGAAAUAUAGUAAUUUUUAUAACUAGGAAAUUCUGUGGUGAGAGGAGUUGAUCCUUUUGAUGAGGGACUGAUGAAGUUUAAUCAAAAGAAAAAUGAUAAAAAGAAUAUCGCUAUAGGUGUCACUUGACAAGUGCAGUGUUAUAUUAGCACUUACAUCAGUGUCUAUAAAAUGUAAUGAGAAUGUUGAUAAUUGUAACAGUGGUGAUGUAUUGUAACUUUUAUAUUACAGACAAAUUAUAAUCAAAUGAGGUGUGGACAUUUUGUAUACAUUUUUUUAAUACCAAUAUAAAGCAUGUUUUUAUGGAAAUGGGUUCUCUCGUGGCAUUGUGCUCAGUUUUACUCCACGCACUGACUAGUUUCACAUUUAUAAACUUUAUUUUUGUAGACAAAUUGCACUUUGUUCAUUAGUUGCUAUUGCCUGGAGUAAGAUUGUAUGUAUCCACCAAAUUGAAAGGGCAACAGUAGAAAUUAAUUUAAUUAUUAUUUCUAUAGUUAUAGUUAGAUAUGGAUUGUUCCUUGUUGGAUUUUUUAACAUAUGUACAUAUAUAUAUUUUAAUAAAAAAUAUAUUUUCUACUUUUAAGUGCAACUACAGUGUGACGAGAGAAAUUUGACGAUCGACAGAAAAUAUCCAUUUUAUCUCUCAACAUGUUUGUUAAAUACAUAUACACGUUAUUAUCUCCCCACCUUAAUUUAAAGUGCCUUUUUGAUUUUACAAUAAAUAAUUUGAAAUUUAUUCUUAAUUUCAGUAAAUAACGUAGUUAUAGUGCCACAUCAUGGAUGGUAUUUUUAUUUUUCAAUACUUAUAUUAUUUUGUAGUUAAUAAUUUGCUGAUGCAUUCUUUUUGUUUUAACAUUUAUAGUUUAAAUACUGAAUGGUCAAACAAUAUUUUCUUCACAAAAUACAUGGUCUGGAUUUGAAAAUCUGUCAUGCUAUUAGUUAACAUUCUCUUAAACUGAUACUGGAUUAAAUUGUCAUAGAAAUCU